AAUCUUGCCGUUCAAAAAGAGAGAGAAAAAAACUAUCUCUGUAAUCUUUCAUUUCUUGAAGCUCUCACCAAAAAUGUCUAUAGAGAAACAAAAAAGCUUCUCUUACAAGCCCACAAAAUUCUUCAUUUUUUCAUUAACAAUUUCACUGUCAAUAAUUUUUCUAACAGUUUUUUCCAUCUGGGUAUUCAAGUCUGACCCAUUUAUCAUAAAUCAAGACACCCGUUUUCAGUUCACUCAAAUUGAAUCCACCUCUCUUAGUUUUGUACAAAAAGUCAACAUAAGUCAAACCCAUUUUACCAAAUCCUUAAAUUCAUCAAAAAGGCACAAACUUUCUUAUGAUUUUGAAAAAAAGAUUCAAAAUCUUGAUUCAAAAAAUGUUGAUGUUGUAAAAGGCACAAGCUUUUUGGUUCUUGAUGUUAAUAAUAGUUCAGUUGCAAAUUAUGUGAAUAAAUCUGAUUUAAAGAAAACAAAUGGAAAAAAAGUUGGUGAAAAGGUGUGUGAUGUGACAAAAGGGGAAUGGAUAUAUGAUGAUAGCUAUCCUUUGUAUACUGCUUUUUCAUGUCCUUUUAUAGAUGAAGGUUUUAAUUGUGAAGCUAAUGGUAGAUUGGAUAAAGAUUAUAUGAAGUGGAGGUGGAAGCCUCAUGAUUGUGACAUCCCUAGAUUUAAUGCCACAAGCAUGUUGGAAUUGAUUAGAGGAAAGAGACUAGUAUUUGUUGGUGAUUCAAUCAAUAGGAAUCAAUGGGAGUCCAUGCUAUGUUUGUUAAUGAGUGGCAUUAAAGAUCCAAAGAGGGUCUAUGAGACACAUGGCCGGCGUAUCACUAAAGAGAAGGGAAACUAUUGCUUCAAAUUUUUGGAUUAUAAGUGUACAGUUGAGUUUUACGUGUCCCAUUUUUUGGUUCAUGAGGGCAAGGCAAGAGUGGGUAGGAAACGCUUGCAGACCUUGAGAAUUGAUACUGUCGACAGGGGUUCAUCUAGAUGGAGAGGAGCUGAUGUUUUAAUCUUUAACACCGCACAUUGGUGGAGCCAUUACAAAACAAAAUCUGGGUUGAAUUACUAUCAGGAAGGAAAUAAUGUUUUGCCUCAUCUUGAAGCAUCAAUGGCUUUCAAGAAAUCUAUGCUAACAUGGGCAUCAUGGGUCGAUAAGUACAUUAAUCCAAGAAAAACGCAAGUUGUGUUUAGAAGCUCCGCUCCAUCCCAUUUCCGAGGAGGUGAGUGGAACGCUGGUGGUCACUGCAAAGAAGCUUCCAGACCUCUCAACCAAACGGCAACAAUCAAUAACUAUCCCGAAAAAAAUCUCAUUGUUGAAGAAAUCAUUAAGCAAAUGAGAACUCCUGUCAAGUUAUUAAAUAUAACUUCUUUAUCAGAAUACAGAAUUGAUGGUCACCCAUCAAUUUAUGGAAGAAAAGGCAGUAGUGCUUUGAAAGGUGAAGAUUGCAGCCAUUGGUGCCUACCUGGAGUUCCAGAUAUCUGGAAUCAGCUCUUGUAUAUUCAUCUGCAGUGUAAAGCUGGAAACAGGUUCUGGCUUUUUUGAGCAAGCACGAAGAGGAACAGAAGGGCCUUCUUCUGGAUCAUUGGGUUCUGGCUUUUUCGAGUGAGCGCUAGGAGGAACGGAAGGGCCUUUAUCGGCAUCAUUGAGGUUGCGAGCCCAUAAGGGUGCUUGUUCAGGUUGGUAACGGUAGUCAUAGAAGAGCUCUGAACCAGCUUGUAUACGCUGUUUGGCAAAUAUGCCAACGUGAUGAUCACCUCUCACCUUGAUUAUCUGCACAUACCGACUUUUUCAGAUACCAAAUAGAUUGGAGCUGGGUGUAUUAUGACCAAAGAAAGAACAUGUAUACCUUGGGUUCACAGUUAGGUUUUGCUGAGUGGUUGGCAAAUUUUAGUUUGUUUCCUAUGCGACUAGCGUCAAUGACAUACUGCAUCACAUAAACAAGUUACUGUGAGAUUCAAAUCUUAAGUUUAGUAACUCGUGAACUUCCAAUAGGAAAUGUAGGCAGCAAACAGAACCUUCAAUAUAUGUGUAUCGACUAAUAAGGCUAUUGCAAACAGAACCAAAUGAACAAACAAAUAAAAUUGCUCGCCUCAUCAUUCAAGUUGAAUAGGAAAGAUGAGUUGUUGCGAUCAUAUUGUUUGCCUCGCCAAUCUGCUUCUUCAUGCGAGAUGAGUUCGCCAGUAUACUCUCCCAGAUAGUCAUCUUUCUCGACGUUGUCCUAUAGACAAGAAAUUGUUAAAACUUUUGUUUAAAGAGAUCAAGAUAAACUCAACAAGAUAGAAAAAGAGAGGCUCGUAUUUGUAGUACCCAUGUAAAAGCUCCCCAACCAGCAACACUAGAUAUUCCCAGUAGAAUCUGAGUACGACAAAAUACAUCAUGAUGGAACUUUCUAUAAUAUAGUGUUAUAAAGGGAAAAUAGGAAUGUUGAGGAAAUAGAGUGUUGAUAUUCCUCACUCUUUUAUGUUGUCCUUGAAGAAUCCUCAUGUUACCACAUUGAUCUUCUUCUUCACCACUACCAAAACUGAAAGCAUAUGUAGAUGUAUAUG
This is a messenger RNA of Erigeron canadensis, 2535 nucleotides long. RefSeq names its product protein trichome birefringence-like 6. Lineage: Eukaryota; Viridiplantae; Streptophyta; Magnoliopsida; Asterales; Asteraceae. Gene Ontology annotation, molecular function: O-acetyltransferase activity. The record is from RefSeq and is a predicted model, not a curated record. The transcript is spliced from 5 exons. Gene Ontology annotation, cellular component: Golgi apparatus. Bases 74 to 1531 code for a protein of 485 amino acids.